GGAGGCAGAAACCUCAAGUUCUAGCCUUUCGACUCCGAAACCACAGCGAAGACAGCCAGCUUUCGGAAAUGGCGACUGCAGCUCUGGCGAACAGAGCUUCAACGGAUCGAACGUGGAACCUCCUGAGACAAUCUUUCAGAUUCUUCAGAAGCUUUAGCGCUGCUCCAUCUGCUUCUUCUUCUUCAGUGGCAUCAUCUCCAAACCCUACAGCUUCCAAGAAGCCAAAGCGAAGAAAGAAGAAGAACCUGUUCGAGGUGGCUCAGUUUCUCCCAAACUGGGGACUCGGAUAUCACAUGGCCAAGACUCACUGGACCGGCGUUUCCUAUGAGAUUACCAAGAUCAAUCUCUACAAGGACGGCAGGCACGGGAAGGCGUGGGGACUUGUUCACAAAGACGGUUUGCCGGCUGCUGCUCCCAAGAAAAUAAGUGGGGUUCACAAGCGCUGUUGGAGAUAUAUUCCAAGCUCAAAGAAAACAGAAGAAAAGACCCCAAGUCCUUCAGUCCAAGAACACACCCCAAAUCCUGAAGUUCAAGCAGCUUGAUGUUUCUUGAAAAUUUCCCUUUCCCAGUUGAGGAGGCUCGGACCACAUUGGCAAUCUUGUUUGAAUUCCGUAGAACACUUGGGUUCUGGUUCUAUUAUGCUUCCAAGCAGCAUUCUCAUGCAUCAUGACUAGACAGGACAGACUUCUUUUAAAGCAAAUGAAAAUGCAUUCCUCAGUGUGACAUGAGGAAAACAUUAGCAUGAUGGAUCUCAGAGGCUUCUAAAGCUUUCACUCAUUUGGGUUGUUAGUUUUGCUUACAAAUUUUUGAACACUAAAAUAGCAAGAGUUAAAUUAA
This is a messenger RNA of Vitis riparia (riverbank grape), 837 nucleotides long. RefSeq lists its product as uncharacterized. Lineage: Eukaryota; Viridiplantae; Streptophyta; Magnoliopsida; Vitales; Vitaceae. Gene Ontology annotation, molecular function: structural constituent of ribosome. The record is from RefSeq and is a predicted model, not a curated record. The transcript is spliced from 3 exons. Gene Ontology annotation, cellular component: mitochondrion. Bases 69 to 542 code for a protein of 157 amino acids.